AGAGAAAGAGGAGAGAGAGAGAUACAGAGACGCAUGGCAAUCAACUCGCGGCAGUCAUGCAAGCCCUCUGCUUUCCGUUUGCCAACGCGUGUCCUUACUGGUUCACUUCCCCAGAUGCAUACUGUUCAAAAAAAAAUUCACCUCUCAAAGAUAAGCUCCAACAUAUGUAUGUAUAUGUGUAUGUAUGUAUCUUCAAUUGGGGCACAAUUUGCUUGGAAAAUUAAUCGCCCAUCAUCAGGAUGGAAAAUGGGAGCACGAGUUGUGUAGAAAUGGUGGAAUUUCACCCCCAAUUGAAUGGGGUUUCUGAUUCCGAGGAAGAGAAGAGCAGAUUGAGGUGGUUAAUUGACGUAGGGUUGAGGUUAGGGAAGAAGAUCGUGAUUGCAGGUUUUGUGAUCACAUCUGCGCCGUUGAUUCUUCCUCCUCUGGUUGUUGUUUCGUCGGUGGGUUUCGCCUUUUCGGUGCCGUUUGGUGUUGUGUUCGCCAGCUAUGCCUUCACGCAGAAGCUCAUGAGCAAAUUGCUGCCGUCGCCGCCUCUGCCUUUGCCGUACGGUGGGAAUGAAGAGGAGAGAGAAGAAAUGGAGGCUGUGAAGAAUGGGAUUGAGUUUGUGGAUUAUGAUGAGGGUUUGGAUGUUGGGGACGGAUUUGAAAUUGUUUAUUUUGAAGAAUACGAUGGGGGUUUCGUAACUAGUGUCGAAAUCUGUGGGCUGAAUGAAGAGGGGAUUGUAGAAGAAGAAAGUGGGGAUAUGGUUUGUUUUGAUUCCCAACAAUUAGAUGAUUAUGGUGAACAGGGUUUCGUAGGUAAUGUCGAAAUUUGCGGGAAGCGAGAAAGUGGGGAUGAGGUUUGUUUUGAUGCCCAACAAUUAGAUGAUUAUGGUUUCGUAGGAAAUGUCGAAAUUUGCGGGAAGCGAGAAAGUGGGGAUGAGGUUCGUUUCGAUGCCCCAAAAUUAGAUGAUUAUGGUGAAGAUAGGGAAUUGCAGGGUCAGAGUAAUGUUCGUAGUUUAGAAAAGGGUGAUGAUACCUUAGUGGAGAAUGAGGGUGGAAAGAGUAUCUUGGAGAGUAUCGAAAAUGAGGUUUUAUUACAAGUUCAAGGUGGUACUUCGGUUGAGAAUAAGAGUGAAAGAAACGUCUCGGAGAAGAUCGAAGGUGAGGAUUUAUUAUUACAAGUUCGAGGUGAUACUUUGGUGGAGAAUGAAGGUGGAAAAAAUGUCCCGGAGAAGAUCGAAACUGAGGAUUCAGUACAAGAUCGAAAUGCGGGAGUGGAGAUGACCACCGUAGCUACGGUGAGAGUGACUGACAAGGACGAGAAACGUCGUAAGGGAAAACGGGGAAAAAAGAAAACUUUAGCUGCUGCAUUUAAGUUACCAGAAAAGGGUAAGGAGCCAGAGGUUGAUAAUAGACACGAAAAAUUAUCCGGAGAAGACGACAAAGGGGUAGUAGUGGAAAAAAACAAGAAGAAUGUAUGUCCGAAAGUUGUUGUGAAAGAGGAAAGUAGGGAUGAUAAGAAGCAAGUUGGUGAAGAGAAAUGCGUAGUGCUUGAGGGCGAAAAUCUUGAUGUUAAACAAGUCUCGUUGGAGAAAGAAAACGAGCCUGUGAAGUUGAAUGAAACAUCUGAUGUGACGAAUGGCGGAACUAUUAGUUAUAAGAGCGCUACAGUUGUGGUGGCCACUGAAACUGCUGAAGGAAAUUCAGUGAAGAUUGCUAGUGGCGAUUCUGUUGAGGGAAUGCGCGAUGAAGAAGAGAUUUGGAAAAAGAUAGAUGCAAUAAGAGUGAUAGUCGGUUUUAAAGCUCCAAGACGUGCUUCGUAUUUCGAAGAACUCAAAGCAAUGUACAUCUUCACAGGUAUCGAGCCUCCGUCGGAUCUUACCAUGGACCACUCAUCAUCUGAUUCUGGUGCCGAUUUUCGGAAUAAGCUCCGUUUUCUUAUGUCUGUAAUUGGUUUAAAAUGAUUGUAGUUUUUGCUUAAAUGUUACUGUUGAAUUAUGGGAUUUGGAUUUACUACUAAUUUUGCUUUUUUGAUAAAAUAUCUGUAAGCAUUAAAUGUUUGAUUUAAUUCCAGUUUAUAGCAGAGAUUGGGUGGCCAACCAUUAUCGUUGAAAACUCCGUCUUUGAUUUGCUCCACAGAUAUUUCCAAAUUUCCACGUCA
This is a messenger RNA of Erythranthe guttata (spotted monkey flower), 2143 nucleotides long. Lineage: Eukaryota; Viridiplantae; Streptophyta; Magnoliopsida; Lamiales; Phrymaceae. The record is from RefSeq and is a predicted model, not a curated record.